Molecule: messenger RNA, 447 nt
Organism: Rotaria sordida
Lineage: Eukaryota; Metazoa; Rotifera; Eurotatoria; Philodinida; Philodinidae
Source: the annotation of a GenBank genome assembly
AUGGUUGUUUAUAAUUUAUAUAUUUUCAAUCGAAAUGGACAAUGUCUAUUCUAUCGUGAAUGGUUACGAAGAAGACAAAUAAAAAUGACACAAGAAGAAGAAUUUAAAUUAAUGAAUGGUUUUAUAUAUUCAGUGAAAUCUUUUGUACAACGGCUAACACCUACAGAUUUAAAAGAUGGUUUUGUAAGUUUUAAAACAAAUUGUUAUAAACUUCAUUAUUAUGAAACGCCAACAGGAUUAAAAUUUAUAUUAAAUACAGAUAAUAAUGUUGACAAUAUUCGUCAUAUUUUACAUCAAUUAUAUAGUACAAUAUUUGUCAAUUAUAUUGUAAAAAAUCCUCGUUAUUCGGCAUUAGAUAUAAUAAAUAAUGAUCAAGAAAUAUUUAUUGAAAAAUUAGAUGAAUUUAUAAGUAAUUUAUCGAUUUUUUCACAAACAAAUAAAAUAUGA